AUGGAGACCAAGAAGUUCUAUGAAAGAUGCAGCAGAAUGCUCCAAGAUAUAAAAGAAAAAAGAACAGGAAUAAAAACAGCCUGCUACAAAACCGAAAUGCCCACAAAAUACAUGGCAGUUAUCAGCAGCAUUCUCCGCAAGUACGACACUCUGAUGCGGGUAGUCAAUGGCAUCCAGCACGACAUGAAGAACAAGUGGCUGGCAGUUGUUGUGUGCUACGAAAUUCUCUACGGAAACCAGAAAGAAUCAACGAGAUUCAAUAAAAAACUGACAAAAGAGGUAAAGCUGAUCUACAAGUCUCUCGGAAUAGUUGAGAAAGAGAAAAAACACGAAGACACCUCGAAUACAUACAUCAGAAUCAAUACACUGAAGGCAGACUCGUCUGUUGUCUCGUCUCUCUCCACCGAAAGCACAAUAAUUCCGAAUGUCUACAAAGUGCUGGAAAAAGUGAACUGGAGCAAACUAAGGAGCUACCAGGAGGGCCUUUUCUUCAUCCAGGAUCUGUCCAGCUGUCUCCCAGCCUAUGCCCUCAAUCCUCCCAGGAACAGCACAGUGAUAGAUGCCUGCGCAGCCCCGGGAAACAAAACCACACACUUAGCGAUGAUAUCCCCGGAGAGCAAGAUAUACGCAAUAGAAAAAGACAUGGACAGGUACAAAAUACUCAGGGAAAUGGUGGAGAAGUCGGGCGCAGAGAACAUUGUGAGCAUAAAUGCUGAUUUUCUAUCGAUCACAAAAGAGAGCGAAGAAGUGUUCGAUGCAGAAUACAUUUUGGUCGAUCCAUCGUGCAGUGGAUCAGGCAUACACCCAAACGAAGAGAAAGACCACAACAGACUGAACAAGCUGAGCGCUUUUCAGGUGAAAAUACUCCAGAGAGCACUGAGCUUCCCAAAGGUAAGAAAGGUUGUGUACUCUACAUGCUCUCUCUACGAAGAAGAGAAUGAAGGAGUUGUGAAACAAGUACUGGACACGAACAGCAACUUUACACUGGAGAAAGUGCUGCCGCAGUGGAGCAAAAGAGGAGCCGAGGGAUAUGAGUUCAGCGAAAAUGUUGUGCGCUGCGACGAGGAAACAGGAACAAAGGGCUUCUUCAUGGCAAUGUUCGUUAGAAAAGAUAAAGAGUAA
Nematocida minor is the source of this 1122-nucleotide messenger RNA. Its product is annotated as 25S rRNA (cytosine2278-C5)-methyltransferase. The transcript has a single exon. Lineage: Eukaryota; Fungi; Microsporidia. Gene Ontology annotation, biological process: rRNA base methylation. Gene Ontology annotation, cellular component: nucleolus. Gene Ontology annotation, molecular function: methyltransferase activity. The record is from RefSeq and is a predicted model, not a curated record. Bases 1 to 1122 code for a protein of 373 amino acids.